Rhineura floridana is the source of this 3158-nucleotide messenger RNA. RefSeq names its product component of oligomeric golgi complex 1 (gene COG1). Bases 114 to 2978 code for a protein of 954 amino acids. The record is from RefSeq and is a predicted model, not a curated record. The transcript is spliced from 15 exons. Gene Ontology annotation, cellular component: Golgi apparatus; COG complex. NCBI's taxonomy places the organism in Eukaryota, Metazoa, Chordata, Lepidosauria, Squamata, Rhineuridae. Gene Ontology annotation, biological process: intra-Golgi vesicle-mediated transport.
CCUGCCCCUCUCAAAGAUGGUGACUGUGACACGUCAAUGGGUGGGUGGAGGUGAGGGCAAGACGGCCGGUUCCGGGUGACGGAGAGGGGUUGUAUGUGCGAAAGGCAAUAGCGAUGGCGGCGGGGGCUGAGGCGGCGGCGCUGGACGCCCUGAAGCGGGGCGGCCCCAGAGCCGCCGAGGCGCUUUUCGAGGCUCACACGGCGGUGGAGCUGAGGGCCGUGGAGCGGCAGCUGCGCGCUGACAUCGAGGGGAAGCGAGAGGAGCUCCGGCAGAUGGUCGGGGAGCGCUACCGAGACCUCAUCGAAGCGGCCGACACCAUAGCCGAGAUGCGCCUUAGCGCUGACCACCUGCUGGAGGCCGUGCGGGGGCUGCAACAGCGCCGGGCGCGAGGACGGGCCGGUGGCGGAGUCGGCGGCAGCAGCGCAGCCUCAUCUAACGGCCAACACACCAUGGGACGGCGAGCGAACGAGACAGUACGCCAGUCACAGGAGAAGUUCUACUGCUUGGCAGCACAGAUCCAACUGCUAUUACAGAUUCCUGAGAAAAUCUGGAGUGCUAUGGAAUCCUCUCAGUACUUGUAUGCCACACAGCUGUACCUGCUGUGCUGCCACCUCCAGUGCCUCCUACAGUUGGAUUCUUCUGGUACCUGCUACAGCCCAAUUCUAGCACGCUUCCCUAUCCUUGCACGACAAGUAGCAGCAGCUAGCCAUUUCCGGUCAACAAUCCUACAGGAGAGCAAGUCGCUACUGAAAUGCCAGACUGUUUUGGACCAAGCAAUAGCAGAGGCGUUAUGUUCAGCCAUGCUUCUUGAGGGCAGUUCUCCCCGCCAGGCUCUUGCAGACUUCCUGCUGGCCAGGAAAUCUGCAAUUCAACAGCUUCUGGAUCAGCCCCAUCAUGAUGCUGGCAUUAAAGCGCAGGUCUGCUCCUUGGUGGAGCACCUAGCCACAACCCUGUAUCAAGCUCAUGUCCUCUUCUAUACCCUGCCAGAGGGAAUGCCCUCAGACCCAUGUCUUCCAUGUGGUUUGCUCUUCUCAACCCUGGAUACCAUCACGAGCCAGCAUCCAACAGGUAAAGGUAUCACAGUUCUGAAGGAAGAAACCAAGUUGAGCAGCUCAUUCAAAUACUUGCCACCUUCUGUCACAGAAUUCCAGCCAACACUCAGAAUUCUGGCGCAUCCCAUUAGCCAGGAUUACCUUAAAGACACUCUUCAGAAAUGGAUCAAUAUGUGCAAUGAUGACAUCAGAUCUGGGAUCACAAACUUGUUGGUGUAUGUGAAGAGCCUUAAAGGUUUGGCUGCAAUCCGUGAUGCUGUAUGGGAGCUGCUCACCAGUGAGUCCAUGAGUCAGAAUUGGGAGAAGGUAUGUCACCGGCUCCUUGACAAGCCCAUCUCUUUCUGGGAAGAUUUGUUACAGCAGCUUUUCUUGGACAGAUUACAGACUCUGACAAAGGAAGGAUUUGAUGACAUUUCCAGCACCUCCAGGGAGCUCCUUGUUCUGGCUGUACAGGAGCUUGAAGCUAAGUUUGAUACCUCUGGCCACAAUAAACAUAUACUGUUCGAACAUAGCAUGGCCUCUUUCUUAUGGUUGGAGAAUCCUAAUGACUUGCCACCUGAUGCUGCCUGGAUCAGCGUGGCAAACCGUAGUCAGUUCACAAAGAGUGGGUUGUCCAUGAAGGCUCAGGCUCACAGCCCCAGAGUUCAGAGUUUCUGCAGCGCUCUGGAUUCCAAGCUGAAGGCCAAGUUGGAUGAUCUUCUGUCCUACUUGCCCUCGGACUCCUCUCUGUCUAAAGAUACUCUACACAUGCAGUCUAGGAACUCUGCUUUUGAUAGAUUUGCUGAUGCAGGCACAGUGGAGGAGCUUUUGCGCAGCCACUGCAUCCGCUGUGUGGAUUAUGUGCUGGGCUGCAUUAGGGAAGAGCUCCACCAUGCUCAGGGUAUGCUCCAGGGAUGCACAGAUGCUUUGCACAACCCCAAAAUCAACACCAUUCUCUUCAUGGCACGGCUGUGCCGGUCACAGGGGGAGUUGUGUCCACAUUUGAAGCAGUGCAUUCUGGGUAAAUCAGGUUGCCCAGAAAAUGUGAUAAGGGAGCCCUGGCCUUUGAAAAAGAUCGGAAAAGGGAAAAUUCAAGAGGUGAACCCUAUAAUGGCUAAAUGGCAGGAAUUAAAAGAACGGCUGCUGCAAGAGAGUCUGUCUGCCUAUCAGAUUUGGAGCACAGCUGUUGUUAAAGUUCUGGUUCAGAGUUUCACACAGUCAUUGUUAAAGGAUCAAGCUGGAUCCAUUUUAGCAACAGCCACCAACUGGGAGGAGAUUGAAAUUGAGGAAGAGACUGAGACUGGAAGCAGCGUAAAGUCCAAGAUACGGCUACCUGUCCAGCCAUCCUGGUGUGUCCAGUCCCUCCUUUUCAGCUUAUGCCAAGAAGUCAAUCGAGUUGGAGGUCAUACCCUUCCCAAGGUCACCUUGCAAGAACUACUGAAGAGUUGUAUGACUGAAAUACUCGCUAGCUAUGAAAAACUGUCAGAAGAGAAACAAGAAAAGAAAGAAGGGAAGUUACCAAUCACUCAGAACAGGGCUUUGCAACUCUUGUAUGAUCUUCGGUACCUGAAUAUAGUCCUGACAACUAAGAAUGAAGAUAUGAAAAGCAGCAGAAGCAAGCAAGACUCCAGGGUUGAGAAAGAGACUGACUUUCUGGAGAGCUAUAUAGAUCCCUUUGACUUGGAUGUGUUUACUCCGCACUUAAACAGCAAUCUUAAUCGCUUGGUGCAACGAACCUCUGUUCUGUUUGGCUUAUUAACUGGGGCAGAAAACCAGUACACCAGCCGAAGCAGUAAUUUAACUUCUCAAGAAUUACAUAACAUUCUACCUCUAGCAUCUAGUCAGAUCAGAUUUGGACUGCUGCCACUAAGUAUGUCAAGCUCCCACAAGGCUAAAUCAGCUCUGAGAAACACUGAACAUAAGGCUCAGUAUGAUGCUGACCCCUGAAGAAGCCUUACUGGGAUUCCAGCUGCUGCCCUUAUAAAAGCAGAAGAGAUGCUCCGGCCUGGUUCCCUGUUCAGGCAGCUUGCAGCAGAGGAAGAGGACACAGCAGCAGCACCAUCUUUAUUUAAACUUGGCUGGCUCUCUAGCAUGACCAAAUGAUCCAAUAAAAUGUGAAUGAUUGUA